Phasianus colchicus (ring-necked pheasant) is the source of this 3495-nucleotide messenger RNA. RefSeq names its product THUMP domain 2 tRNA and snRNA guanosine methyltransferase (gene THUMPD2). Gene Ontology annotation, molecular function: RNA binding; tRNA (guanine) methyltransferase activity. Lineage: Eukaryota; Metazoa; Chordata; Aves; Galliformes; Phasianidae. Gene Ontology annotation, biological process: tRNA methylation. The record is from RefSeq and is a predicted model, not a curated record.
GACUUCGCAAUGUGUAUUGUUAAUUCUUAUUUUUAAUUUGUAUAGCCCUUGUGGAUUCUUUUGAAAGAUGUUCAGGCCUCUCCCAGCUCAUGUGAAAGCACUCCCAGUUACAUGUGCUGCUUCAUGAACACUGGGCAGUGCAACCUCAGUGCUGUAGAAAGUGACAGCCGCAGCGUGUGGAGGUGAUGCUAUCUGAAGCACACUCUUGGAACAGUCCCAUGCAAUGCUGAGAAGGGCUCACAGGCACCUUGAAAACUUUAUUUCUUAAUCUUCAGAUGAACAGGGAACAGCAUUUGGCUUUUCUGCUUUUCCCCUGGAGAGAUGAGAGGAAACUUUCCUAAGACAUUGUCUGAGGACAAAAUGAUUCCUGAAAGAGGCUUACCUUGAAGAACUAUACAGCACUGUAAGCUGUUGUGGUGCCAAAGAGGUUUUUUGGCUCUCUUGGGCAAUUGUUCCACUCCUGCACCCUCAUAUGCGCAGUGAUGCCCAGUUGGGGUGUAGGCUCCUUGGCAGUGCGGGACUUCUGCUGUGACUGCUGAGCAGUCCGACUGUCACUAAGGUAAGCAUGUUGCUUGGAGAAAGGCAGCUGUCAGUUUUCCACUUGGCCAGAGUGCAAAUCAGCAUGACACACACCGCUGUGUGCCUCCAAGUCCUUCAGAAGCUUAACCUUCCCCAGCUCUCACCCAGCCGUUAGCUCACUUGCUUCUUACAGGCAUCAAAACUGAAACAGGUCAAGACCUAGCUGUGGAUGUCCCUGUUGAUUGCAGGGGAGUUGAACUGGAUUGCUUUUAAGCGUCCCUCCCACUUCCUAAGGAUUCUAGGAUUGCACAGGUGGCUGUGCUGGGACACCGCAGUUUGCUUGUGGGUUUGUUUGGAUGCCCGUCUUGGGACAGAGACGUGCUCAGAGCCCGCAGUGUAAGUAACGGGAAUUGCUGCUGCUUCCAGGCGUCGGCCGCGACUGCUGCCAUGGCGACAGCGCUCCUGCUGCUCAGAUCGGCGCACGCCCUGCUGGGGUGCUGGGGCGGCCAGAGCACGACUAUGGAGAAAGAAAAAGACAGAAACGGAAACCCUAAUGGCUGAGAAAUGGGAGCCAGGAUAGAGUCCCAGUUUUCGAUUGGAAUGCGUUCAGGUCUGCCGCCUCUUGCUUCUGAGUGCUUGCUGGAAACCAGCGUGUUCUGGAGCACGGUUUAUUUUAUUCCAGCCAAGGGACAGCUCCACUUUUUAGAACUCGUUUCCAGUUUGACCCAGUGCUCUCUGAUUUGCUGCAGCUGACGUUGGGUUUCACUCCUUCGGAGAGUCUCUCCCCUUUCGGACCGUACGGGACUGCUGGCAGCCGCGGUGCUUUACUCCGCCUCUGCUCCCCCGUACGAAGCGGGAAGGAGGAACGGCGAUGACGUCUCCCUGUGUGCCGGCGCUCCGCAGGGCGCGAGGAGGGGCCCCCGCUGCGCCCCGGGGGCGGCCCGAAAUGGCGGCGGGGGCGGGUCAAGAUGGCGGCGGGCGCGCGGUACUUCUGCACGGCGGGCCGCGGCCUCGAGCCCUUCCUGGCGCGGGAGGUGCGCGCGCGGCUCGGCGCUACUGAGGUGGACUAUGUCUUAGGGAAGGUUUUCUUCACCACCGCCGCGGAGCCGGGCGAGCUGAAGGAGCUCAAGUCGGGAGAGCGGCUGUUCCUGCUGCUGAAGAAGCGCGUCCCGCUUUCCGUUUCUAGAAAUAAAGGGAAAAUGCUGCACGAGAUUAAAAGCCUCCUCACUGAGGAACCCGAGUCCUGCCUGGAUGUUAUUGCUACUUGGAGAAAGCUUCGUAGUCAUGAGGGGAAAAAGGAUGAGGUUUCUCAAGAAAGCCUGAAACCUCACAAGAGAAAACCAGAAGAAGAGGUUAACAUUGCAUCUAAAAGACAGAAAACAGAGCAAGUAAGAGAGAUUGUGUCUGAAGAACAUCAAGCGGGAGCUGGAGAGAACUAUGUGGUGUCAGAGGAGGAGAGUGACCGGGACUGCCAGACUGAAAGCAAGGCUUCUUUAGAAAGCCCUCCCAAAAGCAGCAUAGAAAAACCUACUGAGAAUGAGAAGCAGAACUUCAGUUUCAGAGUUUCAUGUCGUUGUAGUGGAGCGAUUGCCAAGAUACUCACUUCACAGGAGAUUGGAAGAGCAGUUGGCAUAGCGCUAAGGAAGCAGUUUGGAUGGCAGGCUGAUCUGCGGGCCCCUGACCUGGAGAUCUUUCUACAUCUUAAUGACAUUCACUCAGUCGUGGGGAUUCCUCUUUUCAGGCUUCCCUUGGCAAAUAGAGAGUAUAUCAGAACAGCAGGCCUGCGGUCAACUGUUGCCUGGGCCAUGGCAUCUCUGGCUGAAAUAAGUGUGGGUGCCUUCGUAUUGGAUCCCAUGUGUGGGCUGGGAACCAUCCUGCUGGAAGCUGCCAAAGAGUGGCCUGAAGCCUGUUACUGGGGUACGGAUACAAGUGAUUCACAAUUAGAGGGUGCAAGUGUGAAUAUUAAGACUGCGGGCUUGGAUGAUAAGAUUGAGUUGUUUAAAGCUUCUGUGAAAGCGCUGCCGUUGCCCUCAGAAAGCUUUGAUGCCGUGAUUUCGGAUAUUCCAUUUGGGAAGAAGUUCAAGAUCACAAAAGACAUACAGCUCCUACCAGAUAUUCUCCAGGAGAUGGAGAGAGUGCUUCGUGUUGGAGGGAUUAUUGUGUUGUUGCUGAAUCAAGAUCUCCGUAAGCGCAUGGAUGGCAUUGCCAAGACUGUUGAAAAUGAAUCUCUUAAUGCCAUUUCUGAUGGUGCAGAUGAAAUGACCUCUGUGAAAGCCUUGAAUAAUGAUGGGAAUUCAUCCACCUCGGGGACCGGUGUUGAAGAACCUGUUCUCAGCUGUGGACAGAUGUGUUUUGGGUCUCUCGUGCCAGAUGGCAUCUAUGAAGUUAGUCUUGGAAAGACGGAUGCUUUCAUAUACAAAUACAGGAAGAUCUCUGCUGCUGGGAAGAAUUAACAGCUUUUGUGCAUUGUUCCAGUGUUGAACUUGAAUCCUGAUAGACUUGAAAGCAGCAUGGCAGUGAACUGGUGUAACUCUGCUAGUCCAAACUCUGUGCCAUUUGCUUGCUCACCUCAGUUUACUUGAGUCUACUAGGCUGUUGCUUUUCUCACUUUGGCUUUUAGAUGGAAGAUUCCUUUUCGUGUUUCAAAUGUUUUUAAUAUAAACUGCUGUAACAAGACAGAGUCCUCAAAUCCUUGUUUAGACAAAUCCUCUCUAUAUCAGGAUGAGUUCUUCACGAGAAGGACUUCAAAUGCUGUACCACAAAAACAUGGUAAUACUACAUGUGAAUGGGUUUUCACCUCCUUUAAUGUUCUUAGGAAGUGCUUCUUAAGAAACCUCGAGCUGUUCUUGAGGACUGGAUGGAGAGCCUUACUUUGUGCCUUGCAGUCUUGUAUUAUUUUAAAGCUAUCUUAUUAUGAUUCUGAAUUGUCGCUAUUCAGAUACCAUGCUGUGGAAAAUAAAUUAUUUUUAGUAUUAA